This is a messenger RNA of Prunus dulcis (almond), 2035 nucleotides long. RefSeq lists its product as uncharacterized. Bases 151 to 1716 code for a protein of 521 amino acids. NCBI's taxonomy places the organism in Eukaryota, Viridiplantae, Streptophyta, Magnoliopsida, Rosales, Rosaceae. The transcript is spliced from 9 exons. The record is from RefSeq and is a predicted model, not a curated record.
UCUCUCUCUCUCUGUGCUUCCGUUGGAGAAGAAAACUUGAUGAUUUGAAUCUUCCAAAACCCUAAUUCCACUUCAAUGGUGAUUCUUUCUAUUCGUCCACGCUUCAUUUGAUUCUCAAUCGCAGUAUUAAUCCAGAAACUGAGGUCUAUAAUGCAAGAUGCAAAGCCCAAUUCCAGCGAAUCCGCACCGUUGAUGGCUCAGAAUGAUACUUUAAGAAAUGAUGGGGUCAUCCCUCAGCUAUUUACCUCUGUACCAUCUCUCAACGAAGCUGCUUCUUAUCUUUCUCAGACAACUUCAUUAUUCACACGCUGUUUCUCUGACUAUUCUGCAGAUCUGUCUUCUAGCGAUUCUGGGGUUUCAAAUGAGCAUGCUCAGGAAUUGGUGACCUUUUCUUCUGGACAACCUAGGGGAUCUUUUGCUACAUCUGGUGAUCAUGCGUCCUCAAGUGGAAACCACUCAGCAUCUGCACAGUCAUCUAGUAAUGCAACAGAUGCUCCCUCUGUACUUGAUGGAACACUGAGAAGCUCUGCAGGAGAUUCAUCUCAAAAUUCUAGUGUCCUCGUCAAAUCUGAUCCUAGUGGCCCAGGCGGCAUUUCUAUCUUUCAAGGCCUUGUUGACCGGGUGCGAAGAACUGUUCGCGGGUCUGCAGAUGAUAUAGGAUGGCUACAACGUGAUCCAACAAUGCCCCCUGUUGAAGACGGAACUGAAAGGUUCAUGGAAAUUCUGGGGGAUAUCAGGCAUGGUGUUCACAGAUUGCCAAAUUCGAUGGUUUGUUUGUUGCUUCCAGGUCUUUUCAGCAACCAUGGACCUCUAUAUUUUGUAAAUACAAAAAUGAGUCUCUCAAAGAUGGGUCUGGCCUGUCAUAUAGCCAAGAUUCAUAGUGAGGCUUCAGUUGAGAAAAAUGCUCGAGAGAUAAAAGAAUACAUUGAGGAAUUCUAUUGGGGUUCCAAAAAGCGUGUUUUGCUUCUUGGACAUAGCAAAGGGGGAAUAGAUGCAGCAGCUGCUCUAUCGUUGUAUUGGCCUGACUUGAAAGAUAAGGUUGCCGGGUUGGUUUUAGCACAAAGUCCAUAUGGUGGUAGCCCAAUAGCUACGGAUAUCUUGCGAGAGGGACAGCUUGGUGAUUAUGUGAACUUACGAAAGCUAAUGGAGAUUCUGAUCUGCAAAGUGAUUAAGGGUGAUUUGCAAGCUCUGGAAGAUUUGACUUAUGAAAAAAGAAGAGAAUUUUUGAAGAAACACCCGUUGCCAAAGGAACUCCCUGUUGUUUCAUUUCACACAGAAGCUGCAAUCUCUCCAGCUGUACUAGCUACAUUAUCUCGUGUAGCACAUGCAGAGCUACCUAUGGUUGCUCCUCUUUCUACAGGCCAGCCGGCAAAACUCCCAGUGGUAAUUCCCCUUGGUGCAGCUAUGGCUGCCUGUGCACAGCUUCUGCAGGUCAGAUAUGGCAAGAAGAGUGAUGGACUUGUCACAUGCUGCGAUGCAGAAGUUCCUGGAUCCAUUGUUGUUCGGCCAAAACGUAAAUUAGACCAUGCCUGGAUGGUUUAUUCUUCAUUGACAGAUGACCCUUCUGAAGCAGACGCUUCUCAAGUGUGUGAAGCUCUUUUGACGUUGCUUGUGGAAGUUGGGAAGAAGAAGAGCGAUCAUGCAGACAUGGAGCAGAAGAAGAGCAAUCAUGCAGAUGUCGGGCAGAAGAAAAGCGAUCAUGCGAAAGACGAAUGAGGCUGAAGAACUUACUUUUCAUCUCAUUGUUGUGCUUUUGUUGUAAUAUAGUAAUUUACAUCCUUUAGGGGGUAUGGUUCUCAUGUUUGUAGAUAGCUGAUGCUCGGGUCAACGAAUAGGUUCCCAGGUUUUCCCUUUUUCUAUCUUCUCAUUCUUUUGAUUCAAUUGGAGAAAAGUUGAAUAACUGUUAGACUUAGAAUACAGUGCAAUAGAAGCGGAAGCUCAUCUGUAUUUUUACAGGCUAGGAAGGACGUUGAAAAGUAAUGAACUGUUUUGCUACCACUCUAAAUUUGUAGCUAAAGCGAUAUUUAAUGUUGUA